ACUUGAAAUAUUUCAACAUUUUUUUGUCCUUAAUGUUGGGAUAUUGCAAAAAAAUAAAAAUAUCAGAGACAGAAAGUCCAUCAACCAAGAUGGCUGAAGGAGAUGUUCGUUCGAAUGAGGAAAAACUUAUUCGCUUCCUCAAAACAGGAACAGAGCGAAACUUCUUCCUGCCAGGAAAAAACAAGUCUUUUCGUUACCUCGGCAAUGUAGUGUGUACCAUGAUGAAUGAUGGUGAAGGUCAGCGUGUAGUUGAGUGUAUUAAGCGUGUGCACGCAGACAAACUUUAUCACAAACGUGAGCCUCUACUCUUUAUUCUAGCUCAAUCUUGCCAUGCAGGUGCUAAUGAUGCUGUGAAAAAAGCAGCUUAUGACCUUGUGAACGAAGUUUGUGCAAAUCCCGUUGAUCUUUUCACGUGGCUGAAGCAUAUUAAGAUUUGUUCACAGUUUACGAAAGGUUGGGGAUCAGGGUUAAGACGGACUGUCAAUAACUGGUAUAACUCUAGAGAUCCAAAACAAAUUGCAGAGUUUGUAACGCGAUACACACACGUUGAGCGUUGGAGUCACAAAGACGUCUUUCGACUAUCACAUAUCAAACCAAAAAAUGAUGGCCUAGCAUUUAUUGUCAAGGUUGUAUGCAAGGGACUCAAAACGGCGAAGGAAGCCACCCCAGACCCAGCACCCCCUGUAGCAAAACUCGUCGCAUAUUUCGAUGCUGUGGAGUAUGUGAAGCACUCAACAGACGGGUUUGCUGCGGCUAUGAAACUGGAAGAGUAUGAACUGCACAAAGAGUAUGUGCCGAUGGCUCUCUUGUCAUCAAAAGAGAUCUGGAAUAGCCUGCUACUUAACAUGACAGUGAAGGAUGUGAUGACCAGUCUUCCAGCCCUAGGACGCCGGGCGUACCUCACAAUGCCAGCCCGUGGAACUGAUGGUGAUCCCGUUGUUCGAGAAAUACGACAUAAGGUGCUCACUCAUCUUCAAGAUAUGGAAUCUUUGGAAUCUGAACAGAUCAGUCCUUUCUUUAUCUAUAUCGCCAUUCGUAACUAUGUGCGAGUGUUCUCAGAUGUGAAGAAACACGGAGGAAAGGGGGGAAAGGCUCUGAAGAGGGAACAUGCUGCUACCAACGAGGAUCAACAACCACAGAGCAAGAAGAAGAAGAAAAAGAAGGGGAAAAAGCAGGAUAAGGGCCAAGGGGAAGGGGUCAAUAAAGAAGAGACGGACGAAAACAAGGCCACCGAGAAGGCCAAAAGAAACAACCCAGAUAUCUAUGAGGCCCUGCAUAAGGCAUUUAGAGCCGCUGUAGAGAAAAACACUCCAACAACUGGAAAAAGCUAUCUCCUUGCCCUGAAAGCUUCCUCGAGUGAGUUCCAGAAAGGCAUUCGAGGAACGCCAUCUAUUUCUGCCAUCGAGGUGAUGGCCCUAAUGGCUACUAUACUCAAGAAGAAGGAAUCAAGUGUGGAUCUUGGCUUCUUCACAGCUUCGCUCACGCAGAUGAAGUAUCCUGCUGAGAUGGAGAAUAUUAUACAGGAUAUUGGGCUAAUGGCCGUGCCAGACCUGACGCUAGCCUGUGACCCAGCAUCCCCAGUAACCUGGGCCCUGGAGAAGAAACGCAAGUAUGAUGUCAUCCUUGUGAUGUCUGAUGGCCAUGAAACGGAGGGAGAAACAUCACCAGGAAGCUCUCUAGUCGAGUAUAGACAAAAAAUGAAACUGCCUAACACGAAAAUGGUGAUAUGUGGACUCGCCUCCCCAAAACUGGAGUUUGCCACUGAACCGGGCAUGCUUGAUAUUGGUGGAUUUGAUGCAACAGUGCCCAAAAUCAUCAGCGAAUUUGUUACCGAAAAAUUGGACACUUUGUGAAGAUUAUAAGCUGUCUAAGUGAUUAUUUUUCAAAAGUGGGAAUUUGUUUCAAAGUCUGGUGAAAGUUGUUAAUUGCAGAAUGUGUCAAUAAAGUUCAGAUAAAAUGUACUUUUUAUAAGAAAUGUUGGUUUAAAAGAUGAUUGUUUGGCCUAAAUGUUAGAUAACAUCAGUUUGGAAGUCAAAGGGAGUAAUUUGUUUUUUGAGAUACAUGAUAAAAUAGAAAAUAGAUAAAAUAAUGAAGAUGUUAACAUCUUGAAAGUUGAAAUAUGGAUAAAAUUACCAAAUUAUUGAGUCAGAAUUAAUUGACUCUGAAAUUAUGUAAACAAAAGAUUUGUGGCUGGUGUAUUCUGUGAACGAACAUAGAAUCUUCAAUAAACUAGCCCGAGUUCUUGUUCUGAAUGGCUCAAACGUUUUCUGAUUUUUACAAAAUUGCUGCUAUGUAAAAUUAAAUUUUGAACAAGCCCAGCAAACGUUUUACCAAUGCUGGGCUUGUGUUUGUGCUAGUUUUGUGCACUGUAUAUGAAAUGUUUGAAAUGUAAACACAGAAGCAAUCAGGUGAUAUUGUGCAAUGUUCAUUUUUAGAUUACAAUGUAUUAUAGUGUAACCUUUUUAGUGUAGAACUCUGUUGUUAUUUGUUGUUAGAGGGUUGAUUGUUGAUUGUUGUUGGAAAUGAAUGCUUUUAAAUUGUUAGCUUUGUAAAUGUUAGCAGUUAUUUCACUGUAAGAUAAAUAUGAAUUAAAAAUAAUGGAUUUUUGUAUGCGAUGUAUUCUGACAGUUCUGAAUUUGAUUUUUUUAUGCUUUUUAUUCUGUCAGACAAUUCCCGAGUUAAAAAUGAAUUUAAAAAAAAAAGAUUUGUGUAUGCUUUUUUUUCUUUAAUACAGUUCUUGAGUUAAAACUGAAUUGUAAAAAAAGAGAGAUUUUUUAUCCUUUUUAUUUGUUUCUUCAUGUUCAUUUGAGAACAAAUUGAGUUAGAAAUAAGUGCAGAAUUCAUGGACAUAUAUAUGCUUGAAGAUUACUUCUACCAGUAAUUUUGAUGACUUUCAUAGUUGGCUGUGACCAGGGAGAGGAAUCACGUGAACUGGGGCCGUAUUCAUAAACUUAAGUCAUUUCCUAACUUAAAUUGAUUUCUUCAAACUUUCAUUGUCAAAUUAAAAGAAAUGUUUAAGUGUUCAUUAGAAUGUUUUUUUUUCAAUAAGGUCAGUAAUAAUACCGGUAAUGUAUUCUGGGAAUUCUGAAAGUUUUUAUUUCAUUUGAAUAAAGAGAUUCUAAAAUUAGGAAAGUGUUUUAAGUUAAGAAAUGAAUUAAGAAGUUUUAUAAAUCCUCCCCCUCAAGGGGUAUUUUAAUGAUGCAAUCUUUGGCCAAAAUUUUAGCAUUGAAUCUUCAUGUUGAAAGUUUGGCCAAGUAUUGCAUCAUUAAAAUACAAGCAAAUCUGAAGUAUUUCACACGUAUAGAAGCAGAAAAUAGCAUAGUCUUUUAUAGGCUAAGAAAUAUUACAUAUAUCUUUUCUGUCAAAAACAUUAAUUAGAAAUUAUCACCACUUGUUUGUUCACAUCAGUUGUGACCCCUGGUAACCACUGUGAGGACUCCCUAUAAGUCACGUGACUACUCACCCUGGUGACUACAGGCGUUGGCGUUGAUAUCGCAACAUGUUCGGAAGGUCAAGGAUACUUAUGGCUAAUGGUUGUUCUCAUUAAACCUUUUAUGUAAAACAUGUUUGACUUGCUGCUCAAAAUUGACUGAACAUUUCGAAAAUUAACGAAUAGACCCAUAUCUUCCUUUUAUGAUUAACAUGUUUCUGAUAUAGUGUUUGAAAAAUUCAGGGGGUCGUUUCAUCAAGAUUCCAAAAUGUUAUGUACGUUAAGUUUUAUAGGAGUAUGAACAUCUAGACACUAAUGCAAUUGUAAUACAUGAUUUUCUUAUUUACAAGUGUUUGUUAAAGAUUAUAUACUAUGAUAGCUUUUUUUAAUGUUUUAAGUGAAGAUGUGUGUGUGUGCAUGCAUGUUUUGUUUGGGUUUUAUUUUAAACAUUUGCUGUUGUAUUUUUUGACGAAGGCCAUAUUGUAAAUAAGUUAUGUUGCAUAGCUUAAUGUGUAACCUUCAAUAAAUAAAGUUAUUUAUAUCAGUCCAAGUAGGAGCAAUUUUGUAGGAAAAAUUAAAAGUUCCUAGGAUUCCUGAUGAAUUCUCGCUUCGUUCUUUACAUUCAAUUCCAAAUCUUCCAAUUUGUUUUUGUUCAUAUUGAGUCAUUUUAUCACUCUUGCGUUUGUUCUAUUCAAUGAAUUUAUUCUUUUCAAAGUCAGAGACAUUUCCAUAUGACCAUGUUUUAAGCCAAAGUGCUUUAGGUUGCUUUAUUUGGUGCUUUCUAUUGAUGUUUUCAUGUAAACCACCUGUUGCCCAAGUUACACUGCUUAGUUUCACCGGGACAGUUCAGCUCCUGAUUCUAAACAAUGAACUCACAAUUCCAACAAUCCAGAUAUGGAUAAACUUUUGUAUCAUUUUUGAUGCAAAAAGCCUUUGGCUAAAAAAGGUGUUCUGAAAUUGUUUUGUUUUUGUUAGAAAAUCAUUUCAAAUCUUGCCAUGUUUAACGAAACAGCAAGUUUUUUUGGGGGGCAGUUAAGGAUACAUUAAAGACUGCUUUUAUAACGCCGCUUAUUUCAGACAGACAACAUUGCAACAGUUCUCUUGGCUAUGCAAUGUAACAGGUUUCCACUGACAUAUUAAAAGAUGUUAUAUUCAAUAUACAACUCCUUGAAAUUUAUAUAUUCAUAUAUCGUUGUUAUACGUAAUCUUAUUCAGAUAUCUUUGUUUAAAAACUGUUCUUGUUGUACAUUUUUGGUGAUAUUUAACUUAUUAAGGGUUUAAAUUUGUUUUUCAAUAUUUGAAUCUCAAUUGAGUGAUUUAAUGAAAUACAUUUACAUGUUAUUAAUGUGUUGAUUAAUGUUUGAAUGUAAAAUGUUGCCUACAUAAUAGACAAUGCCAAAGGAACUUUCACAAUAUCAAAGUGUGAAGUACUCUUUUUAUAUAAAAUUUGGCAAUUUAUUGGAAGUUAUUUGGUACUAUUAAGAUACCAGAAUGUUGAUGUGGUAUUAUAAGUUAUUGGGUUUGUAGGUAAUCCGAUAUGGGAUAUACGAGGAACAGGUUAUGGUCGGUUGGAAUCUAAAUAUGGUUUCAUACAUUCUGUUUAUCCCAUACUGGGUCACCUACUAACCCAGUAACUUCUAUAUCAUUUCGAAAACAUGUCAAUUCCAAUUUUAUCAUUGGAAUCGGAAAUGGAAGCCAUUUUGGUACAACACUAUAUUGUUUAGUGACCCAAUGAGGAAAAAUAUGGGGUCACCGCAUGACCAGUCCUGGACCAGUGGCGUUCUGUCAUUAAUGUUGGAGGCGUGACAUAUAUUUAUAUGGGAUAGAAACCAUAGGUUAGCACUUAAAUGCUUCUACCAAGUGGCGCUAAUUUGGAAUAUGAUUUUGACUCGUGGACAGAACAUACACUUUUUUGAUGGUGAACUACACCAAAAUUUUUACUCCAAAAAGAGUAUGUUGAUAGUCCUGUUAGUAUCGACAUGUUUUUGUGCUAGUCUUAUCGAGGCCACCUUAUCAACUCAUAUAUUGUAUGAUGACUUUCGAAAUAAUUUCUUGAGAAGUUGUAGUAUAUAUUUUGACUCCAGAACUGCAUUUUUCAGUUUAUUUGAAUUUGCAAGGUAUCUUUUUUAGUUUAGUUUUGACAGAAAUAUUAAAAGAUAUACUUAACCUUAAUAUAUUUUGUCAUUGGCGGGUUCAUAAGGCCUAUUUGUAGUUUGAUUAUUAACCAGGUGUUCUCAUUGUGAAACCUGGUUAUAAGAAUGAAGAAUGUCCUUGUUUGGGCUGGCAGUUGGGUGGGUGGGCCUAGUCAAAUUUGCCUAUGAAACUGAAUAACUUUAGGAUUGGUCGACAUAUUGUGACCAAACUUGGUACAUAGAAGAGUUUAUGGAAUCCUUUUAUGGGAUUGCAUUUGUGGCCCCUUCAUUGUUACUCAAAAUGGAUAACCGUUUGGUACUGAAUAACUUUACCAUAACUUAAGUUAGGGUUGACAUAUUGUUACCAAACUUGGUAUGAGGGAAGAGGUUAUGGAGGACUUCCAUUGGAAUGCAUUUUGCCCCAAGGGUAACAGUUGAAAUUGAAUCUCACAACAAAGGUUAAAGUCCUGUCAAUCAUUGAAAACCUGGUUUUGUCGCAUUGCGGCCUUUCUUGUUUAUAUUGCAUUUAUGCUCUAAUCUUUACAAUACAAUCUUAAUGUCUUUCAGUAUUUAUGGUAGUCAAUUUAUGUAUACCUAAUUCCAGUCUCAUCUUAGCCAAUAUGUGUAUUGUUUGGCGCAUUUUCAUUUAUUAUACCCACCUUUAAUGUCAUGCAUAUCGUAAACAAUUUAUUGUAUUGUAUACUCCCAUUUUUUUAUAUUCUGAGGUUGUUGCCCAUUUCUUUGUAAGAUGCAUCAUUUUACAUGUCAUUUUAUAGAGGGAAGUGUAUAUCACAUACAUGUUUUUGCAGUUUGCAGUGUUGGCAAUAUCUUGAGAAACCUUUAGCAAUAAAUUCAUGAGUCUUCAUCUACAGAGUGCAUGAACUGACAUCAAGGUUACUUAUAAGAUACAUUAAUGAAAUAACCACUUUCUGUAACGAAUGUAUCCAAGAGUGGACACCUUAUUGUAAUGCCAUGUUCAGUUCAGCUGUUUUCUUCAGAUCUGAUAGUUAAAGGAUUAAUCGUAUUAAUGCCCUCUGUAUACUUUAAACAAAGUUUGCCAUUCAAGUUUUUUAAGACUUCAGUUUAUUGCUUAAUUCAUACGGAUGUGGAUAGCGACAGUAUUCUGCCCCAAACCAGUCUGGGUAAGAAUAGUCAGAACAGCAGAGCAAGCCAAUAUUCAAACUGAAGUUAUUUACUAUUAAUUCAUAUUUUAGUUUCCAAUUUCAUUCUAAAAGCAAAGAUGGUGUAAUAGAAAUGAGAGAGCUCUCCAUCAUGUGUUAAUCAUCUGAUACUGCAUAAAGGCUAUUCCAUUUUAACAUACAACCAACCCCAACAAGGCAAAAUAUAUAGGAAAAUCCAUAGGGGGAGAUUACCAGUACUUUGCUUCAUUUAUGUUAAUCUUUUUUUUUUUUAAAUACUUUUCAUUAGUGGGUUGUAUGUAUAAAUAGAUAUGCCCCAAAUAAAUCAUACAUGUAUAAACUUGGCUUUACAGAAACCAAAAACAUAUAAAAUCUGUAAUAGUUUUGCAUGCUGCAUGUAUACAUGUAUAUUUGUGGAUAUACAUAUAUUUUCGAAGUUCCAUGACAUUUUCGAUUUAACAUAUAGUAUGUAAUAUUCAUAUUCAUGUACUUCCUGGUAUACUAAAUCAACAUGUAUAACGCAACACAGUGUAGUAAUUCAUAUUCUUUAUGUACUAUUUAUACAAUGAGUAAUAAUGAAAUGUGUAAUAAAAAAGGUAU
Mya arenaria is the source of this 7301-nucleotide messenger RNA. Its product is annotated as RNA-binding protein RO60-like. Gene Ontology annotation, cellular component: ribonucleoprotein complex. The record is from RefSeq and is a predicted model, not a curated record. NCBI's taxonomy places the organism in Eukaryota, Metazoa, Mollusca, Bivalvia, Myida, Myidae. Bases 33 to 1853 code for a protein of 606 amino acids. Gene Ontology annotation, molecular function: RNA binding. The transcript has 9 exons.